AUGGCGGCGGGGUCGGUGCGUCAGGUGGUGGCGGAGCUGCAGGCGCGCCUGGCCACCAGCCCCGACCCGGAGCGGUUGCGGAGAGACCUGAAGAGACUCUCCGCCAUGCCUAUCUCCGUAGCCAUUCUCGCCGACACCGGGGUCGGCAAGACAGUCAACCGCCUGUGCAAACUCGAGCAGGUCGGAAGCCUUGCCAGGGACUUGGUGGCCCAGUGGAAGAAGCUGGUUCCUGUGGCAGGAAACGCUGAGCCCGAUGAAAGGGUCUUGGAGAAGAGCGGUCCCCGAAAGCGCCCCAGGGACGCCCUUCAGAAGGGGGCGGAAAUGCCAGGAGACCACCAAGCACACGGCAAAGCCUCCAGCGGCCCAUCGGACGGCUCUGAGCACAGACGGAGAAAACACAGAAACCCCCCAGAGCUCGAGAGGCCCCACCAAGAGUCCCACAGUCGUGAGAGGGCAGAGGAGACAAAGAAGUGCCACAGAGUUUCUCCAGUUUAUUCUUCGGAGCAGGAAUUUUCUGGUUAUGGCCAGUCUCCUCCAUCGGCUGCCGGUCCUCAUCAGACGUCCAGGGACCAUCGCGGACGCCCGGCCGAGGGCCACGUUGCACGCCAGAGGCCUGGAGAAGGCCACUCUGAUGCCUCUCAGGACAGACGGCGACUCAGCCAAGAACGGCACCCGGGUGCACCCCAGGGGGAAGCGGCUGUGAGUCAAAGCAAGGGGCACCAAUCUUCCCACCAGGACAAACGCCCAGUGGGUGCCAAGGGACAGAAGUCCUCGGCUUUGAUCAGUCGGAAAUCACAGCAGGCCUUCCCCAGAGAGGACAGCCCAAGGCCUCUCUUCCGGGAGAGCGCAAAGGAGAAGCCGCCCUCUAGUGGCCUCGAGAAAGAGAAGGGGAGAGAGGGCCGCCGUGUCCGGAAGUUCUCACCCGCCUCCGAGGUGGCUUCAGACCACCACCUCAAAAAGCGAAAGCGCGGGGACUCAGAGAAACCCAAAUCGGACCAAAACAAGCCAAGUCUAGACACCUUAGACGUGGGAAAGGGGCCAGGAGGCCUGUUGCCCAAGGUAAAAGAGAAAGUUUCUAGCAACCUAAAGACUCAAGAUGGGAAAGUCAAAACGCCUCAUUUGGAUAGAAAGCCGGUGGGCUCCCCCCCUGAAGUUGAGGAGGCAGAUAUGGAUGAUGAAUUCCAGCCGCCCACCGGGUCUUUUGAGUCAUACCUCAACUACGAUCAGCCCCCAAAGAAAAAGAAAAAGACUAUGAAAACUUCAGCCACUGGUCUUAAAGAAAAGGGACCUGAAAAGAAGGAUUCUAAAAGCACUAGUGAAAACUUGAACUCAGUUCAGGAAUUACCUAAGGUGAAUGAAAACUCAGAGAAGCUGCAGCCGCCUGGAGCUGACGGGGCAGAGCUGAAGAAGGUCCCCACUGAUGCGUUUCCAGUGUUGCCAGACCUCCCAUUGCCCAGCAUCCAGGCCAGUUGCCGUGCGCUUCCUGCCUUUGAAUGGAUGCCCUCCUUCCAGCCAAAGCCAAAAGCACUGUCUUCCCCCAAGGAAGAGGAAGAAGCCGGUUUUACUGGCCGCAGAACGAAUUCCAAGACGCAGGUGUUUUCUGGUUCCAAGUGUGCGUCUCUCGCCAAAAUGAUGACCUUGCGCCAGCAGUGCAUCCGGGUACUCAAAAACAACCUCGACUCAAUCUUUGAAGUGGGAGGAGUCCCGUAUUCCGUUCUUGAACCCGUUUUGGAGAGUUGUACCCCUGAUCAGCUGUAUCGCAUAGAGAAAUACAAUCACGUACUAGUUGAAGAAACAGAUGAAUUAUGGAAAAUUCAUUGUCGCCAAACCUUCAAGAAAGAAAGGCAGGAAGAGCAUGAGUCCUGGCGGGAGAUGUACCUGCGGCUUCAGGAUGCCAGAGAGCAGCGGCUACGAGAACUGACAGUGAACAUCCGGUCUGCACAGGCUGAUAUGCCCAAAGGCCGACAAACAAAGAUGGUCCUUUUCAACUCUGUGGCCAAGCCGCCUUCUGGCGUUCCAAGGAGGCAGAAGUUUGGAACAGGAGGAGCAGCUGUCUGGGAAAAAGCCUUGAUCAAGCCAGCCCCAGACACCACAGGAAGCAGCCCUGCGCCCUCCCGCAGUGCCAGCAGCAACAGCAUUAACCUCAUCUCUGAGAAGCUGGGCUCUGACUGCCCAGGCACCACCAGUGCCCAGCUGGUGCAGGUGGUCAGCAGCAGGAAACCUGGGAAGAAAAUUGCCCCAUUGAUGGCCAAGACAAUCAAAGAUUUCAAGAAGAGAUUCUCCCGACGAUAA
Molecule: messenger RNA, 2292 nt
Organism: Equus quagga
Lineage: Eukaryota; Metazoa; Chordata; Mammalia; Perissodactyla; Equidae
Gene: ELOA2
Product: elongin A2
Exons: 1
Coding region: 1-2292 (763 amino acids)
Biological process (GO): transcription elongation by RNA polymerase II
Cellular component (GO): nucleus; elongin complex
Molecular function (GO): protein binding
Source: RefSeq, a predicted model, not a curated record